GAGGUGGCUCCCAAGGAGCAAGCCAAAGAUAAACACGUAGCCAGACGAAUAGGGGCGAGCAUUAUAAAUAUUAUAGAGAGGCUACCGUGAAACGAUUGAAAUGGAGUAGUUGCUAAGGUUAUAGGGAUUUUACCAGGCAAGGAGACGUCCGUCAAAUUAACCAAGGAGCAAGUCUUCCGCACACGUCGAGUUGUAUCUGUAGCUGAGUCCAAAAUGGUGCGAGCAGCCUUGGUGACUGCCACCAGUCUGGCGCUGACUGGGGCUGUGGUGGUGCACGCUUACCUCCUCAAACACCAAUUCUACCCAACUGUGGUCUACCUCACCAAGAGCAGUCCCAGCAUGGCGGUGUUGUACAUUCAGGCCUUUGUGUUGGUGUUUCUGCUGGGAAAGUUCAUGAGGAAGGUCUUCUUUGGACAGCUAAGGGCUGCAGAGAUGGAGCAUCUGAUUGAGCGCUCCUGGUACGCUGUGACCGAGACGUGCCUGGCAUUCACUGUGUUCAGGGACGACUUCUCCCCUCGCUUCGUCGCCCUCUUCACACUCCUGCUCUUCCUCAAGUGCUUCCACUGGCUGGCUGAAGACCGGGUGGACUUUAUGGAACGUAGUCCAAACAUAUCCUGGAUUUUUCACUUCAGAGUGUUAUCUCUCAUGGGACUGCUGGCUGUCCUGGACUUCCUGUUUGUCAACCAUGCCUGUCACAGCAUCAUUACCCGAGGAGCCUCAGUCCAGCUUGUUUUUGGAUUUGAGUAUGCCAUCCUGCUGACCAUGGUGCUGACAACCUUCAUUAAGUACCUUCUGCACACUAUUGACCUGCAGAGUGAGAAUCCCUGGGACAACAAGGCCGUCUAUAUGCUCUACACAGAGCUCUUCACAGGUUUCAUCAAAGUGCUCCUGUACAUUGCCUUCAUGACCAUCAUGAUAAAGGUCCACACCUUCCCCCUGUUUGCCAUUCGGCCCAUGUAUCUGGCUAUGAGGCAGUUCAAGAAAGCUGUUACAGAUGCUAUAAUGUCUCGGAGAGCCAUUCGCAACAUGAACACACUAUACCCUGAUGCUACUCCUGAAGAUCUGCAGGCCUCUGACAACGUCUGUAUCAUCUGUCGAGAGGAAAUGGUCACUGGAGCCAAGAAACUACCUUGUAAUCACAUUUUCCAUUCCAGCUGCCUGCGCUCCUGGUUUCAGAGGCAGCAGACCUGCCCAACCUGUCGCAUGGACGUCCUCCGUGCAUCCAAUAACAAUCAGACUCCAGCCCCUGCCCAGGCCCCGCCCCCUGCUCCUGCGGCCCCUGCUAACGCCCCCGCAGCCCCACCCGCCAAUGUGGCUCCAGGCAUGUUACCUGGCUUUCCUCCUGGCGUCUUCCCCUUCUGGGGUCCCUUCCCUGCAGUGCCUCCCCCUGCUGCAGCAGCUGCAGCUCCUGGUCCCACUGAAGCUCCACAGGGCAGCACAGAGGCCACACAGGCAGCUGGUACCAGCCAGCCCACCUCAUCGACCGCAGAGGCAGCUGCAGGCACUGCUGCUCCAGGAUCAGCAAUCCCAGGCUUCCCCUUCUCCUUCCCCCCUCCGCCCUUCCCCACUGCACCGUGGCUGCCCAUGCCACCACCUCCUCCCUUUGUGUCGUCAAUGCCUCCUCCUCCUCCGUCUCUGUCCCGGCUGUCAGAGGAGGAGCUGAGGGAGUUGGAGGCGGAGGGUCGGCGGGGCCUGGAGGCCAGGCUCCAGUGUCUCCAGAACAUUCACACUCUGCUGGACGCCGCCAUGCUCAACAUCCACCACUACCUCAGCACGGUCGCCACACUCACUCCUCCUCGGGCUGAGGGCAGCACUGGAGAAGCCAGUGGGACAAACAGCAGUGCUUCACCUCCUGCAGCUGGCAGUAGCACAGACAGUCCCAGCAAGGAGAAGGACUCUUCCAGCUCCGAGCAGGCGGACGAAGCUACCGUCUCCUCUCAGCCAGCUGACUCUACUUCUACUGCCUCGGACACAGAAAGAAAAGAGGAGAUGGACGAAGGAGCAGCGGCGGUUGGGGACGAGGACGGAGAGCCCAACGCUGCUGAGCUGAGACGUCGCCGUCUUCGCAAGCUAGAGACAUCAUCACCAUCAUCUCCACCCCCUCCAGACAACUGAUCCAUGCGUUCUGACUCGGACAUAUUGCUGCGGACCAACAGGAACUCUGAGCUGAUUGGUCGUUGCUUUGGUUCUUCAUCGCCUCUCUUCUGUCGUGGCUCUCGCCUUCCACAGGCUCAGGUUUCUAACUGUGUCGAGUUGGACUCAGGCUACCAGGAGACGCAAUGAUCGGUACCACUUAUCUGGACUGUUUGUGUCAGAAAGCAAUAGCAAGACUCUUUUUUUGUUUGUUUUUGUCACCUUUUCCCCCCCAGAACGACUACUGCAAUAAGAGUACUGCAGGUGUUUAAUGUAAGUCUAAUCAGAUGGAAGAGGAUUCUCAGAUCCAGUUGUUCGGUUGAUGUGAGUGAGACGGUGUUUGAUUUGUUUUUUGGUAGUUUUACUGUCGGUGAGGUCUUUGCCUGCACUUUGAUUUUUCUGUUUAAUUGAGCUUUCUUCAGUACAAAGGUGGUCCCAUUCACCACGUCAACAUGUUACACACAGCGCUUGGAUCAGUGUCAGGAUCCAGUGAAUUCAAAUCGAGGGAAGUCGAUCAACUGCUUUGGCUUUCUUUUUCUUUAACCUUCAUCACUCUGCUGUUGCCACUGCAGACGUUUGUAACAUACUGAUUUAUUUGAAUGUGUACAUACUGUAUAAAGAGUUUUAAUAGGAUGAUCUGUACAUAAUGCAGAAUAAACCGUUUGACUGAAAUGGCA
Molecule: messenger RNA, 2810 nt
Organism: Epinephelus moara (kelp grouper)
Lineage: Eukaryota; Metazoa; Chordata; Actinopteri; Perciformes; Serranidae
Gene: syvn1
Product: synovial apoptosis inhibitor 1, synoviolin
Exons: 16
Coding region: 214-2115 (633 amino acids)
Cellular component (GO): cytoplasm
Source: RefSeq, a predicted model, not a curated record